Molecule: messenger RNA, 1071 nt
Organism: Agelaius phoeniceus (red-winged blackbird)
Lineage: Eukaryota; Metazoa; Chordata; Aves; Passeriformes; Icteridae
Gene: FFAR4
Product: free fatty acid receptor 4
Biological process (GO): G protein-coupled receptor signaling pathway
Cellular component (GO): plasma membrane
Molecular function (GO): G protein-coupled receptor activity
Source: RefSeq, a predicted model, not a curated record
AUGCCCGUGUCCAGGGGCACACCAGGAUGGAAUAAGACCUAUUUCCCCUUCUUCUCGGACUUGAGGGGCCACAAUGUGACGGCCCUGCGCAUCGGCGAGUCCUGUGCCCUGGUCUUCAUCUUCCUGCUGUCGUUGGCGGGAAACAUCUGGGGCAUCUGCCUGCUGGUGAGGCGGCACCGCCGGCUCUGCGCCGCCAACUGCCUCGUCCUCAACCUCUUCUGCGCCGACCUGCUCUUCAUCACUGCCAUGCCCUUCAUCGCCGUCGUGCGCUGGACCGAGUCCUGGGUGCUGGGCAACUUCGUUUGCCACCUGCUCUUCUAUGUGGUGAGCUUGAGCGGCACCGUCAUCCUCCUCUCCCUGUCGGCCGUCAGCCUGGAGCGCUUCGUCAGCAUCGCCCGGCUGCGCCACGCCACCUUCCGCCGCCGCAAGGUGCUGGCCGCCGCCUUGCUCCUCAUCUGGGGCCUCGCCGCCCUCGCCACCCUCCCGCUCUGCUGCUUCUUCACCGUGGUGCAGCUGCCCGCCCCCGCCGGCCAGGACAUUCAUAUUUGCACCCUGGAUUGGCCCAGCACUGCAGGCGAAACAGUCUGGGAUACGACCUUUGCCAUUGUUUUCUUUCUGAUACCGGGAUUCAUCAUUGUCAUCAGUUAUUCCAAAAUCUUACAGAUUACAAAAGCAUCAAGAAGAAGUUUAAAUGCUGGUUUAGCCUACCCAGAACAUCAUCAGAUUCGUGUUUCCCAGCAAGACUACAAACUAUUCCGAGCCCUUUUUCUGUUGAUGAUCUCUUUCUUCAUUAUGUGGACUCCAAUAAUAGUAAUUAUUUUUUUAAUUUUAGUUCAGAACUUCAAAAAAGAUUUAAAUAUUUUGCCAUCAGUUUUCUUCUGGAUAGCAUUAUUCACUUUUGCCAACUCUGCUGUCAAUCCAAUUCUGUAUAAUGUUGCCUAUUUCAGACGUAAAUGUCAGGAAAUUUUUCUCUGUUGUACAGGGAACCCUGAAAGGCAUAGAGCAGGUACAGAAACCACUGCAAGAAGAAGUAACCAUGAACAGCCACAUUUGUCUUUCAUUACCAGAUAA